This is a messenger RNA of Trichoderma virens Gv29-8, 1329 nucleotides long. RefSeq lists its product as uncharacterized. Gene Ontology annotation, cellular component: delta DNA polymerase complex; nucleus. NCBI's taxonomy places the organism in Eukaryota, Fungi, Ascomycota, Sordariomycetes, Hypocreales, Hypocreaceae. Gene Ontology annotation, molecular function: DNA-directed DNA polymerase activity. Gene Ontology annotation, biological process: DNA synthesis involved in UV-damage excision repair; DNA replication; nucleotide-excision repair, DNA gap filling. The record is from RefSeq and is a predicted model, not a curated record. The transcript is spliced from 5 exons. Bases 1 to 1329 code for a protein of 442 amino acids.
AUGGAUGACGCCAAAAAGUACCUUUCAGACCGACUCUUGAGUGAGGAGGUACCGGUGACAUAUCGCCUGUUAAGCAGGGUGCUCAAUAUUCGGGUGAAUGCUGCCAAACAAAAGCUCUAUGAAUUUCACCAGAGUCAGAAUGCGUCCAAAGCGGAUUCGAUCCAUGCCACCUACUUGAUCUAUGGCUCCAAGACGGAACACAGACAGCCGGAGACUGGCGAUACUGACAUGGACAAAUCAGCACCAGAGCAUGAGCCUCUUUCUGAUUAUGCGCCUACCAAAACGGUUACUAUUGUGGCCGAAGAGAACCUAAAAGAUGCGCUGGCUGAAUAUGAAGAAGUCACUUCUUUCCACAUCUACAGUCUAGCUCCUUUCCCUCAAAGAGAUCUAGCAUUGCUGUCAGAUGUGUCAAAGUCACUGUCUGACUAUAGGAAGAUCGAAGAUUCAGCAAAAACGCUUGACACGUAUGGAAUAAUUGCCAACCCUCAAGCACGCAAGAAAGACCGAAAGGGACGUCCAUUUGUUCCAGCCCCGAGUGCGAGUGCGCCCAAGAGUGUCAAGCAGGAGCCGCAACCGACGCUUCCAAAGCCCAGUCAACCAGAAAAGGUCAAACACGAGGCCAAAGAAGCUCCAUCUGCCGAGUCUACCCCCUCAUCCAGCGCUGGAAAGAAGCCUCCCGCGACACUAAAGCGAGGUGCCUCUGGGGGUAUCAUGCAAUCCUUUGCCAAAGCAGCAGCAAAACCCUCCAAACCGAAGCCUAAGCCUGAGCCUAAAGCCAAGGAAGAAGAUACCAGCAUGGCUCUAUCAGAUGAUGGCGAAGCCGAGGACGAGGACCUUCCCGCUUCUAAAUCUGUCGAUCUGGAGGCUCUGAAACGAACAAGAAAACAACGUGAAGAGGAGCUUAUGCGCAUGAUGGAAGAUGCUGACGACGAAGUAAAGGAGGAAGCUAAGAAGGAGGAUGAGCAAUCAGACGAGGAAAUGGAAGAGGCCUCUGAGGCGGAACCGGAGCCUGAGCCCGAACCGGAGCCCGAACAGCAACCUAAAGAGGAUAAAGAGCCUACAGAAGUGAUAUCAACUUCCGGUGAUGGUCGCCGGAGAGGCAAGCGACGGGUUAUGAAAAAGAAGCGUAUAUUGGAUGACCAAGGAUAUAUGGUAACUAUCCAGGAGGCCGCGUGGGAAUCUUUCUCAGAAGAUGAAGCUCCCCCACCAGCGGCCACGAAAUCAACACCUGCAUCAACUCCCGCUUCAUCCACUCAGAAGUCAAAGAAAGCAGCAGCCGGGAAGAGCGGAAGUCAAGGCAGCAUUAUGUCUUUCUUUUCGAAAAAAUAG